CCUCUUUUAUUUUAGGCACCACAACAUAAAUUCCGGAAUUUUGAGAGAAUAGAUAGUAUUUAUAAAAAAUAAUGUCACCAGUACCAGUGAAGCUCAUAUCAGAAUGCUUCGUCCGACCGGAAUCGGAGUCGGAAAAAUACCAUUACCUAAGUCCUUUAGCAUUAAAAUUGCUGUGGUUAGGUAACACACAAUAUGGUAUCCUAUUCCUUACCUCAACAUCGAAAUCAAAAUUCUUUAACAAACUUAAAGUCUCUCUUUCUCAUGCCCUUGUCCAUUUCUACCCCUUGGGUGGCCGUCUAGUGAGUAAAAACGACGAAGAAGGUAGUUGCUCUAUAUUCGUGGAUUGCCAUUCCGGUCCCGGAGCUAGACUCAUCCAUGCUUCCGCAUUAGACAUGAGUGUAUCAGACAUUGUUAACCCAUACAAUGAUGAUUAUGAUGUCCCUUUGGUGGUGGAAUCAUUCUUUGAUCUCGGUGAAAGACAAGUCAAUUACGAUGGCCACACGAGGGCUUUGUUGUCGGUUCAGAUGACGGAGUUGGCAGAUGGGUUGUUUAUCGGAUGCUGUAUUAACCAUUGUGUAGGUGAUGGUACAUCUUUAUCUCUUUUCCUUAAUAUGUUGUCUCAUAUAUUUGUUGCAGGAGUAGACGAUGUCACCACUCUACCAAGGUUACCUGUGUUUAAGUCACCUCCGUCGUUAUCUGCCGGUUAUCCAACCAUUAAAUUACCAUUAAUGGAGGCUAAUGACUUUAUAAGCCAAUUCGAUGAAAGUCAGUUACUAAGAGAUGGGAUUUUCCCAUUCUCAGUUGCUUCAAUGGCAAAGCUCAAGUCAAAGGCGAAUACCGAGGCCAAUAACACUAGUCCACUAAUAUCUUCUUUUAAAGCCUUGUGUGGGUUUCUUUGGAUAUCUAUUACUCGUGCUAGAAAUUUGUCCUUAGAUGAAGAGACUACUUUUGCAAUCGCUGUUAACAUUAGGUCUCGUUUAGACCCGCCAUUGUCUCCGGACUUCUUUGCGAACAGCUUUGUGGGAGCCGCUGUCACCGCCAAGGUGGGUGAGUUGCUCAAAAACGGGUUAGGUUGGGCAGCAAUGCUGAUCCAUGAGGAGGUAGAGAAGGUGGAUGAUAAAGCUGCACGUCAAGCUUUGGUGUUGCCUCAUGGUAAGACUCCAAUAAUGGAGUCUCCUGGCUUUAUAUCGUUUGGACCCAAUCGGGUGGUAAUAGGUGGUUCACCUUGGUUCGGCUUUUAUGGAGCUGAAUUCGGGCUUGGUAAGCCAGUGGCUGUUCGGACCGGAUAUACCAACAGAGCUGACGGCAAACUAACCGCUAUGCCCGGUCGUCAUGGCCCGGGUAGUGUGGAUUUGCAAGUAGGGCUUAUGCCUCAGUACAUGAGUGCUCUCUUAUUGGACCAGGAAUUCAUCAACUACGUUUCUUAAAGUUAAUUGCUAAGGACUAAGGAGUAUGUAAUUAAUUUGCAUCUAUUUUAUUGUUCUUGUUGUAUUGCAAGUUUUCAAGUUUGUAACCAUUCUAAUAAAACGUUAUUCUCAUCCA
This is a messenger RNA of Spinacia oleracea (spinach), 1542 nucleotides long. RefSeq lists its product as uncharacterized. The record is from RefSeq and is a predicted model, not a curated record. The transcript has a single exon. The coding region runs from base 72 to 1427 and encodes 451 amino acids. Lineage: Eukaryota; Viridiplantae; Streptophyta; Magnoliopsida; Caryophyllales; Amaranthaceae.